GAGGAAUGGCAGCCGUUCACGGUGGGUCUCCCGAGUGCAGGACGGAUAAAUCGGAUGCUGGCCUAGGAGCCACACCAGUGGAGGCAAGUAAGCUGUUUUCGUUUAUUAUUCAGGCUAGACCCCCAUCGCUCAGUCUUUGUCUGUCCCUGUCGGUCCCUCUACGUGCAAGCAAAUCCUGUUGUCCCUGGCUCCAGGGCCCCGUCGUCCAGAUCAGACCAGAUCCUGCUCCCCGCUGGCUGUCAUUAUGUCUCACAUCGACGAGCAACUAGAGAUGGCGGAGGUCGAUGCUCGGCCCCAUACUAAUGGCGCGAGCAAGGAAGAAGGCCUCGAGAGGCCAUCAUCUUCAGGCACCACUGGCUCGACCAGUUAUAGUAGCUCGAUUGAAUACAAUCCCCAGCUGCACACUCUCCAUUCGCGAAACACUGAACUCGACCUAGAGCGUCAUCGCACGGCCACCUCCCAUGCCCUAAGCAGGAUCGAAACCCAACGGCUUCAGCAUCAGUUGACCGUGGGUGAAAGCGUCAAGUCUCGCGCCUCACGAGCGCCCUUACCUCGCAUGGGCGCCAACAAGGAUUAUCCACCGCCUCUUCCCGAUCGAGAAGACUAUGUCGUCGAAUUUGACGGCCCCGAGGAUCCUCUAUACCCCCAGAACUGGAAAUUGGGGACGAAGAUUUACAUCAGCGCCAUCCUCGCCUUCACCAGUAUCUGCAGUACCUUCGAUUCGGCUAUCUUCAGCUCCUCUACCACCAACGUUGCGCGGGUGUUCGGUGUAGGCAUUGAAGUCGCCACCCUGUCGAGUUCGUUGUAUAUCUGCGGUUAUGCGUCCGGACCCUUGGUGUGGGCACCCCUCUCCGAGCUGAAGGGACGGAAGCCACCCAUUCUGUUGGCUAUGUUGGGAUUCGGUAUUUUCAAUACCGCUGUCGCUGUCGCCAAGGAUCUGCAGACGAUCAUGAUCUGUCGCUUCUUCUGUGGUGUCUUUGGCAGUUGUCCGCUGGCGGUUGUGGCUGCCGUUUUCUCCGAUAUCUAUAACAACCGCACCCGUGGUGUCGCUAUUGCCAUGUUCUCCAGCACAGUGUUCCUGGGUCCGCUUCUGGCUCCAUUCAUCGGUGGUUUCAUCAACUCAUCGUACCUCGGUUGGCGCUGGACCGCCUACAUUCCCGCGUUCAUGGGCUAUGCUGCCUUCGUGUUGAACAUGUUCUUUUUGAAGGAAUCCUAUCCCCCGAUUAUCCUGGUCUCAAAGGCUUCAGAACUGCGCCGUCGCACAAAGAAUUGGGGCAUCCACGCCAAGCAGGAGGAAAUCGAGGUUGACUUGCGGGAGUUGCUCGUCAACAACUUCUCCCGUCCCCUUCGGCUGCUCUUUGGCGAGCCAUUGAUUUUGGCGGUGACAGUCUAUCUCAGUUUCAUCUAUGGCUUGUUGUACUGCUUCCUGACAGCCUACACACUCGUCUUCCAGGGCGUGUACGGCAUGUCUGCUGGUGUUAGUGGAUUGACGUUAUUCGGCAUGGUGGUCGGUUUGUUCAUUGCGGCCUCCUAUAUCGUUUUCGCUAGUCGGGGGUACAACAAGAAGUUAGAGGCCAAUGGGGGCAUUCCCGUCCCUGAAUGGCGUUUGCCGCCUGUGAUUAUCGGUGGUGUGCUCUUCGCUGCAGGACUGUUCUGGUUCGGUUGGACCGGUUUCACGAAGAGUAUCCAUUGGAUUGUACCCACACUGAGUGGAUUGUUCACUGGAUUUGGACUGUUGAUCAUCUUCAUCCAGUUGUUCAACUAUCUGAUUGAUACUUACCUGAUGUUUGCCGCAUCGGCUAUCGCAGCGAACACCUUCUGUCGUUCCCUGGUGGCAGCCAGCUUCCCCCUCUUCUCGCGUCAGAUGUUCGACAACAUGGGCAUUCAGUGGGCUGCCACGCUGCUGGGCUGCGUGGCGUCUAUUCUGGUGCCUAUCCCGGUUGCUUUCUAUUUCUAUGGUAAGAACCUGAGGAAGCGGAGCAAGUUUGCUCCGUUUUAUGACAAGGUUGCCGAGUCUCAUGCAGAGGAUCCGGUGGAGGAGGACGGAGUCGCGGAGCACUAAAGGCUUCAUUAAUUAACAAAAGUUUUGCAUAUAGCUAUGUGGGCGAUUGCUAUUUUUCAUACCCUGUACAUUAUUAAUGUUAAUGUGGAUAAUCGGAAUAUUGAUAAUGAUUAGACGCG
Messenger RNA from Aspergillus eucalypticola CBS 122712, 2181 nucleotides. RefSeq names its product MFS transporter. Lineage: Eukaryota; Fungi; Ascomycota; Eurotiomycetes; Eurotiales; Aspergillaceae. The transcript is spliced from 3 exons. Bases 245 to 2062 code for a protein of 605 amino acids. Gene Ontology annotation, molecular function: transmembrane transporter activity. Gene Ontology annotation, biological process: transmembrane transport. The record is from RefSeq and is a predicted model, not a curated record.